Messenger RNA from Cylicostephanus goldi, 146 nucleotides. Lineage: Eukaryota; Metazoa; Nematoda; Chromadorea; Rhabditida; Strongylidae. The record is from the annotation of a GenBank genome assembly.
AUGUAUGCCAAACAUGAGAAAAUUCCGAUGAAAGAUUUCGGUUCCGAAAUUCGUGCCACCAUGGAUAUUGAUCAUUUACUGAACAAAGCUGUACUUCUACUUGAUCUACAAGAAACAAGCCUUGAGGAAAUCUUUGCCAAGUAAGU